GUGGUGAGAUGGCAGCUAGCGUCCACUUCGCAUAUAUCCCGCGCGCGAAUACUGUACGAAAUCUUGCUGCAUAAGAGUCUCAGGCCCCUCCUUUCUUGUCGACAUCUCAAUCUCAUCUCCAACCCACCUCCAUUGAGACGCAAGACAAGGCAAUAAGUCAGCAUGGCCACGAACGGUGUAAACGGCGCCAACGGCGCCCCUCAUCUACCAGCUCUCGCGCACAACGCCGGGGACUUCCUUCAGCACAAGUAUGACUACGUGAUUGUCGGCGGUGGCACGGCUGGCUUGGUCGUCGCAGCCCGUUUGACAGAGAAUCCGGAUGUGACCGUGGGCGUGCUGGAAGCUGGCAAGAAUCGCCUGGGCGACAUGUUGGUGGACACCCCUGGUGCAUUCUUCCAAAUGUUCAACAACCCCGAAUACGAUUGGGCCUUCAUGACCGAACCACAGAAGCAUAACCAAAACAAGAAGCACCAUGUCGUGCGAGGCAAGAUGCUGGGAGGAAGCUCGGGCAUCAACUACAUGAUGUAUGUCCGUGGAUCGAAUCAGGACUAUGACGACUGGGCUGUGCUAGCGAAAGACAAGGGCUGGAAUGCCGAAAAGAUGAGCCAAUACAUGCGAAAGCACCAGACGUUGGAGCCCAUUCCGGACGAGGUUGUCGAUCGUGCCACCACGCCGUUUGUGGGAGAGUUCCACGGGACCUCUGGCCCCUGCCGCACCUCGUUCAAUCACUCCUUCCUGCCCAUCGAGCACGACUUCAUCAAGGCCUGUGAUGAAGUGACUGGCUGCGACAAAAAGCCAAACGAUCCCUGGAGUGGUGAUCACAUCGGCUUCUACAAUACCUUGGGUCUAGUGUGCAGAACUGGCCCCAACGCAGGCAAACGUAGCUACGCUGCUCGGGGCUACUUCGCGGCCAACGCUGAGCGUCCCAAUUUACAUGUGUUGUGCGAGGCUCUCGUGUCAUCUGUUCAGCUCGACGGCAACAAAGCGACGGGCGUCAACUUCGUCCACGAAGGCAAAACCCAUACCGUCAAGGCUGGCCGCGAGGUCAUCAUCUCCGGCGGCGCGAUCCAAAGUCCCCAGAUCUUGGAGUUGAGCGGGAUUGGAGACCCGGCGGUGUUGAGCGCGGCUGGAGUGGAAUGCAAGGUUGAGAACAAGGCUGUCGGUGCCAACUUCCAGGACCAUUCUUUGACGGCGGUGAGCUGGGCCCUUGCCACUGGGAAUCCCAGCUUCGAGGUUGUCCACCAACCCGAGGUCAUGGCCGCAGCUCAGCAAGAGCUGAUGGAAAAACAAACCGGGCCACUGACGCACAUUGCCAGCACCCAGGGAUUCUUCCCCUACAAGCUGUUCGCCUCCGAAGCCGAGCAGGCCGACAUUAUCAAGUCGGUUGAAGACAGCAUUCCCAAUCUCACUCCGUUUCAGCAGGAGCAGUACAAGCUCACCAUCGACGCGCUGAAGGAUUCGAAGAGCGCCAACUUGCAGAUCGUUUUCGUGCCUCUUGGCGCAGGCUACGAGGAAGGCAUCCAGGAUCAGUCCAAGAUCUUCCCACCCCCACCGCCAGACCGAGAGAAGAUGCAAGUGACUGCUGCACUGUGCCUGCAAUACCCCUUGAGCAGAGGUACUGUUCACAUCAAGUCGAGUGAUCCGACGCAGCAUCCUAUCGUGGACCCGGCGUACUUGAAACAUCCCGCGGACGUGGCGGUGCUCGCAAAGGGCCUCAAAAUGCUGGAUGAAGUGUCCAAGUCGGCUCAUUUGGAUGGCAAAGUGUCUCAUCGUGUGGCGCCGGGCCCCGAGGUGGACCUGUCGAAUGAAGAGCAGAGGAAGAAGUGGGUUCAGGAGUUCUGCAUGUCGGAGUACCACCUGUGCGGAUCCGUGGCGAUGGGCGACGCGGUUGACAGUAGACUGCGGGUGAAGGGAGUGCAGAAUCUCCGGGUGGCCGAUGCCUCUGUCUUCCCCAACCAUGUUUCUGGAAACAUUGUGUCGUCGGUGUAUGCCGUCGCGGAAAAGGCGGCGGAUUUGAUCAAGGAGGACUGGGACUACGGCGCGUUGUCGAAAGGGUCGUCGUAGGAUGGAGAAGAGCUUGAGGUGUUGAUUGAUGGGUUACAUAACAUGUCUGCCUGCUUCAAUGAUUCUCUCGUACUCUGUGGCUGUGCCGUCUCGUGAAAGAUUGUACAAGGCGCACGUCCUGUGAAGUCGUGACUCCGGCAACAACAUCAGCACGUGGGUCGUCUCCUAAAAGUACCUGAAAGGGUACCUUUACCCAUUCAAGCCAUUGUUUGGUUUUGUGCAUUUGGUGCUAGGCCGACCUGGGCAAGCUUUUCUGCACAAAGCUUCGACCGGGACGGACAUCGUCAGGGCAUCCGAAUAAUCAUUCCCGGAGAUAAGGGUCUCGAGCACGACGGGCGAGUUAUGCCGCCCCGAGCUCUGCACGCCACAUGGGAACGUUCGUUUAACUUACUAAGUGGUGAAACCGAGCACUUUCCAUUUCGAUUCUCAUUGUUCCUUUUGCCUCA
Messenger RNA from Neohortaea acidophila, 2510 nucleotides. RefSeq lists its product as uncharacterized. Bases 163 to 2064 code for a protein of 633 amino acids. The transcript is spliced from 14 exons. The record is from RefSeq and is a predicted model, not a curated record. Gene Ontology annotation, molecular function: flavin adenine dinucleotide binding; oxidoreductase activity, acting on CH-OH group of donors. Lineage: Eukaryota; Fungi; Ascomycota; Dothideomycetes; Mycosphaerellales; Teratosphaeriaceae.